Messenger RNA from Psammomys obesus (fat sand rat), 1695 nucleotides. It is a transcript of the gene Pdlim3, whose product is annotated as PDZ and LIM domain 3. Gene Ontology annotation, cellular component: Z disc; filamentous actin; adherens junction. The transcript has 8 exons. Gene Ontology annotation, molecular function: muscle alpha-actinin binding; actin binding. NCBI's taxonomy places the organism in Eukaryota, Metazoa, Chordata, Mammalia, Rodentia, Muridae. Bases 79 to 1173 code for a protein of 364 amino acids. Gene Ontology annotation, biological process: actin cytoskeleton organization; muscle structure development; heart development. The record is from RefSeq and is a predicted model, not a curated record.
GAGUCAAGCGGGUUGUCCGGUUCCGGGACUCGCACUGUGCAGAGCACCCGUUGCUGGACCCACUCGCGGGAAAGCAUCAUGCCCCAGACUGUGGUCCUUCCGGGCCCUGCGCCCUGGGGCUUCAGACUCUCUGGGGGCAUAGACUUCAACCAGCCUUUGGUCAUCACCAGGAUCACUCCAGGGAGCAAGGCGGCAGCUGCCAACCUGUGUCCUGGAGAUGUCAUCCUGGCUAUUGAUGGCUUUGGUACGGAGUCCAUGACUCACGCUGAUGCACAGGACAGGAUUAAAGCAGCAGCGUACCAGCUGAGUCUCAAGAUUGACAGGGCAGAAACCCGCUUGUGGUCUCCACAGGUGUCUGAAGAUGGAAAAGCGCAUCCUUUCAAAAUCAAUUUAGAAGCUGAGCCACAGGAUGUGAACUACUUUGAACACAAGCACAAUAUUCGGCCCAAACCUUUCAUAAUUCCAGGCCGAACCAGUGGCUGCAGCACUCCUUCCGGUAUUGACUGUGGCAGCGGACGUAGCACCCCUUCCUCCGUCAGUACUGUCAGUACGAUCUGCCCAGGUGACUUGAAAAUUGCUGCUAAGAUGGCCCCUAACAUUCCUUUGGAAAUGGAACUUCCGGGCGUGAAGAUUGUACAUGCUCAGUUUAACACACCUAUGCAGUUGUACUCAGAUGACAAUAUUAUGGAAACACUUCAGGGUCAGGUUUCCACAGCUCUAGGGGAGACACCUUCCAUGAGUGAGCCUGCGGCCUCGGUACCCCCUCAGUCCGAUGUGUACCGUAUGCUCCAUGACAAUCGGGAUGAGCCAACUCCUCCUCGCCAGUCAGGCUCCUUCAGGGUGCUCCAGGAGCUGGUGAACGACGGGCCGGAGGACCGUCCUGCUGGAACUCGAAGCGUGAGGGCUCCGGUUACUAAGGUCCACGGCGGGGCUGGCAGCGCCCAGAAGAUGCCUCUCUGCGACAAGUGUGGGAGUGGCAUUGUAGGUGCUGUCGUCAAGGCCCGGGAUAAGUACCGCCACCCCGAGUGCUUUGUAUGCGCCGACUGUAACCUCAACCUCAAGCAGAAGGGCUACUUCUUCGUGGAGGGAGAGCUGUACUGCGAGACCCACGCGAGAGCCCGCACGAGGCCCCCCGAAGGCUACGACACCGUCACUCUGUACCCCAAAGCUUAGGCCCUUUGCAGGCGAGAACACGCAUGCACGCACCCACGCGCACUUACACUGGCCAAUGAUGCGGAGCUUCGAGCAGGAAAUCCAAAGCCGAGGCUUUUAGACAUUUAUCUGACAGUGUAGUAAAGGAAGGGUCUGUCAAGUGACAGAAACAAGUGCUACCUAUGGCUUGUAAUUCUUUAUCUGUGGGGUUAGCAAUGGUGACAUCUAAAGCAAUAAUGUUUCGGUGUCACGCUCCACAGUUUCCAUCUGUUACCCAACUAUCCCAAGUGUAAACACCUGGCUAUUUGGGGGAGUUCAAGUUGUUUCUCCUUCAAAGUUGCUUUUGGUAAUUGUAGUAAGUAAUGUCAAAUAACAAUCUUGUAUUCUAAAAAAAACAAAAACAAAAAAACAUGGCAGAUGUCCGUGUCUGUUAUUCUUAAAGUGCAUGUCAGGAAGGCAUUACCAGGAUUUGUUUUGUAUGCAAACAGCUGUAUCACGAUAACACAAGCGUAAUAAAUACUCGAAGCGUGUUUUCUUUUUUAA